CAGAGGUCGCUUUUCAAAGGGAAAUGACAUUGGGGGUGGGCCAAGCUGUUUAUCAGUUAUGGAAUUAUUUUUGGUAUUAUUUAUAGAGCAUUUUUAGAUCUAGCCUUUAAAUAUAUCACGGCGAUGUCGUCAACACGACAGACCUGUUUAAUAGUACUUAGUGGUGCAAAAGAAGGGAAUUCAGCACAAUCUUUUAUUCAGUCUUUCACCUUACUUCACACAGCUUUUACUGUUCAGAUUGCAACUCCUGGGGGAAAAUCUUUAGAAUUUACUAAUCAGGACGAACAAAGUAGAAGGUGGUUAAAUGACUUUCGAAUGAAAACGUUUGCUGUUCCUCUAAGUUUACACACAAUAGAUCAACCAAUGUGUGCAGUAGGAAUGGGUGUGGUUGGUCUCUUCCCUGCAGUAGAAGAUGGUGAUUCUUGGAGUUUUAAAAGAUUUACUCUCACAUCAGUGUCAGUGUUUGAGCUAGCAAGAGAUCCAGAUUUUGCUACUUUACCCAUAAUCCCAGAAGACAUAUUAAAAGAUAGAGGAGCAUUGUACAGCUCAAGCGAACCAGAUGAGGUCCACGUGGUUGUUGACCGACACUUGAUCACUGGCCAAAAUGAACAGUCUACUCUUACAGCUGUUCAGAACUUGAUUCUUCUCUGUAACCACAAACAAAGUCGUAGAGACAAACUCUAGCCUUUUGUACCACAUUUAUUGUCAGAAAUACACUCGGCCCUCAUUUCAUAGGUUACACAAAAUAUUGAUAUGAAAUUAAUUGAACACGUGAAUGCACAGAAACUUAGUUAUCAGAUGGUUAUUAAUGUGUUUUAUUUAACUCCUGAUGUAGAUGUGUGUAAGAUCUAACCACCAGAUCAUUAACAGUACUUGAUGGUCCAAAAGUUAACUUACAUGUCUGGUGUGGAUAUAGUACAAUUUGUGGCAACAAAAACUUGAUUCUUGUGGUGUGUAUAUUUAUGUACCUAUUCACGUACAUUCAUAAACUUGAAAUGGAUUAUAAAUGAAAAAAUAUAUAUAACUAACUUUUGGACCACAUUGUAUUUUAACCCUCGUCUGUAAAGACUAGAUUGCACUAACCUCGUGACCCCAUGUUAACCAGUUUCCAUACUAGAACUUUUAAUAUGUUUUGUGUAUCUUCACAAAAUUUGGCAAGCUUUCAGUAAACAUUACAGGUCUCUUGCACAAAAAAAUCAGAUAAUUUAAUUAUUUUUAGUAAAUAUUUGUCUGUAAAUAUAUGGAGUCAGGAGGGAGUGGACUGUUGCAAGAGAAAAGUGAUUUUCAUGUUAAGAUCAAAAAUAGAUUACUCAGUGAACUUGUAGGUCAUGUUAUUGUAUCGAAUUACAAAACGCAGGAGCUACUCGUGAGAGUACUUCAUUAAGAAUUAUUUUUCAUUAUCUUACGUAUUAGUUACUUUUAUAAUAAUAAUGAAUAUACAUGAAAAACAAUAAAUAUAAUACUUACCUGCAUUCUCUUUUUUAUACUAAUGAUAUUAUUAUUCAACUAAAUAAUAGCAUUCACGAAGCAAACAAUUUCCUGGCUUCCUAACUGUCAUAGAGCCUUUAACAAUUCAGCUAAGUUUGUCAAUGAAAAAAAGGUCUCAAAAUGGAGGCAAAAUACCAAAUUCUCUAUACAGAAAACAACAUAAUAAAUACAUCACUUCAUAGGUUAAAAUUUUGGUUUUAUGUUCGUUAUAAAUAAUAUAGUAUAAAACGUUAGGAAACUAUUAGCACUUUGUGAAAGACAGGUGGGUAUGGCAAGUGGGUCUGAUUUUCUAUUUUAUGGCUCUGUAACCAAAUAAGAUUAAAUGUUAUAAAAUAAUUUUUUGCCUGAGAAUUGACAACAUUAUAAUGAUUAAUUGAACUGUAAAUUAUGUAUUUCUUGAAGAGGUGGUAUAUAAAUUAGGGAAGAGGGGAUACCUAGAGAGCAAAUGUAAAUUCUAUGGGGUUUUGAGUCAGUUUUACUUCCCCAUAUUAGUAACCUAAAUUAAUUUAGAUAUGUGAAUAGUGUUAUGACAUUUCGCCAAAUUCAUUAUUUAAUAAUAUACAGCAGAUUUCUUUUCUUUUCCACCAGAGUUGAAAUUGAAAAGAUAAUAUCUACUCUUCACCAUUAUAAUAGGCAUAGUGGUAUUUCUUUGGUUUGCUGACCCAAACUGUGCUGAUAAGCCUUGAAUAGACAAAGCUGCAGUCCACAGCAGAGGGUACGGUCAAUCAAAUAAUGCAUUAGGUCUCUACAUCACAGAUUCUCUUUUCAAUUUUACCUCUUAUGAAA
Messenger RNA from Limulus polyphemus (Atlantic horseshoe crab), 2274 nucleotides. Its product is annotated as glutamine amidotransferase-like class 1 domain-containing protein 1. NCBI's taxonomy places the organism in Eukaryota, Metazoa, Arthropoda, Merostomata, Xiphosura, Limulidae. The record is from RefSeq and is a predicted model, not a curated record. Bases 124 to 684 code for a protein of 186 amino acids. The transcript has 6 exons.